This is a messenger RNA of Angiostrongylus costaricensis, 330 nucleotides long. The record is from the annotation of a GenBank genome assembly. Lineage: Eukaryota; Metazoa; Nematoda; Chromadorea; Rhabditida; Metastrongylidae.
UUCUAUCGAUCUUUUGCCAUCAGCAAUCACCCGGACGGAAAUUUCUGGGACGACGAUGUGCACGACUACGCCGAUCUCACUUGGGAUACCGUAGAGGUGCUGAUGAACAAAAUUGCAAGUCUGCCCGUUUCGCCAAUAUAUUCAUUUCCAUCUUUUGGCGGAUUCCAGGGUGACAACGUGCUUCUUCUCCUUCACAAUGUAAUUCAGCUGCCGCUGUCACUGCUUGCUGCAAGUCGAAUUGGAAUCGUUUCCGUCAUACUGGUUAGUGAAGAUUCAAUGCGGCGAUUACCUGUAUUGGUGGCGAACUGGGACAGGGUUUGGCCAGGCUGA